Daktulosphaira vitifoliae (grape phylloxera) is the source of this 2129-nucleotide messenger RNA. Its product is annotated as trehalase-like. The record is from RefSeq and is a predicted model, not a curated record. Gene Ontology annotation, molecular function: alpha,alpha-trehalase activity. Bases 246 to 1973 code for a protein of 575 amino acids. Lineage: Eukaryota; Metazoa; Arthropoda; Insecta; Hemiptera; Phylloxeridae. The transcript is spliced from 8 exons. Gene Ontology annotation, biological process: trehalose catabolic process.
AGAUGAAAAGUAAAAAUUAGUAGUUUGUAGGAUUUUACACGUUGCUGAAGUCAAAUUAUAAAAUUGUAAAAAUCAUUUAAGUAUAUAUUUUAUAUUUGUAAGUUUUAAUUUUAAUCAAUAUUACGUUAGAAUAUGUCUUUACGUAUUCCGUUAUGUAUUUUUUUUUCAUAACAAUUUUUUGUUUGUUGAGUAUUCAAAUUAAAUAAAAUUGUAUUAAAUCAUUAAUUAUUAACUGUUUUCAAAUAAUGAAUAAUAUAAAUACAAUUUUAUACUUACUACAAAUAUGGAAUGUAUUUUCUAUCAGCAGAACCAAUAUUUUUUUGAAAAAUGAGUUAUUUCCUACAAACAAUACGUUACUGCCGUCAUGUCAAAGUAAAGUAUUCUGUGACAGUGACUUUUUACAUGAUGUCCAGAUGUCAUCUAUAUUCCCAAGUUCAGAGACUUUUUUUUUUAAACAGAUGAAGUUUACCGAAUCAGAAAUUUUGAAUAAAUACAUGAAACUUAAACAAAGCAAUAACAUGCAAGUACCGUCUAAUAAGAUCUUACGAAGUUUUAUAGAUGAAAAUUUUGAAAAUAGUGAUGAUAUUGAAAAAUGGACUCCUACUGAUACAACAGAAACCCCAUCAAUUCUUUAUACAAUUUAUGAUGAAAAUUACAAACAGUGGGCUGAAAUUCUAAAUAAAGCGUUAAAUGUUUUGGCGUAUAAAAUUAAAUAUGAUGUAAAAAUUCAUCCAGAUAAGUAUUCGUUGAUAUGGUUGCCCAACGGGUUCAUCAAACUAAACAACACUUUGAGAGAACUUGAUUUUUGGGAAACUUAUUGGGUCGUAAAAGGACUUUUGUUAUGUGAUAUGAAAAAUACAGCCCGAGGAAUUAUUGAUAAUUUAGUAUCAAUGGUGAGCAGAUUCGGUUUUGUGCCAAGUGGUGCUAGAGUAUUCAACUUGAGUAGAUCUCAACCACCAAUGCUUAUUUUAAUGGUAUUGAAUUACUAUCAAGACACAAAAGACUUUAAAUACGUAAAAUCUAUUUUGCCUGAAUUAGAAAUCGAACUUAAAUUCUGGUUAGAAAAUAGAAUGACAACAUUUUUAAAAAAUGGAAAAUCAUAUAGAAUGGCUCGAUAUUACGCACCUUCCAAAGGACCACGACCAGAAUUCUAUAGAGAGGAUUAUAUUGCAGCCCAGACAUUUCAGAACGAAAAAGAUAAAGAUGAAUUUUUUUUAAAUAUAAAAUCAGCAACUGAAUCUGGUUGGAAUUUCUUUAAGAGAUGGCAUACCCAGUUAAAUGCAAGACAUCUAUUUAAAAAUAUAACUGAAAUUGAAACUUCAAAAAUUGUUCCUGUUGAUUUAAACAGCAUUUUACAAGUUAAUGCGUUAACUUUAAGCAAAUGGUUUGAUAUGAUAGGCGAUAACAGAAAGACAAUUAAGUAUAGAGCUAUAUCCCUUAUGCUUUUAAAGAGCAUACAAGAAGUAAUGUGGAAUCCUGAGAUCGGAGCAUGGUUUGAUUGGGAUGUGAUGUACAAUCAAAGUCAAAAUAAUUUUUAUGCUUCUAAUAUUAUUCCACUAUGGACUGAAAGUUUUAGAAUGCCAAAAAAAUUGGUGUAUACUGCCGUAUUAAACUAUUUAAAUAAUAACAAUAUUAUUGAAGAAUCUGAUUAUACCAUUAAUGAUUACAAUAUCCAUGUUAAUAUGAGUUUUCGACUUAAUAGUAGAGAUUAUCUAAAUGUGGGAUCUCCUUUACAAGCUUUUGUUAUUGAAGGAUUUAAUCAACUUGGCCGUCCAAGUGCAAAAGACAAGGCUAAAAAAAUGGCUAAAGUUUGGUUAAGAAAUAGUUACAAACUUUUUUUUGAAAAUCGAGAAGUAUCUGAAGGAGAAAAUAGCGAUGACGAUGAAUAUGAUUUUCUGACUGGCUUUGACUGGACUUAUGGCCUAGCUUUAGAAUUUUUAAAAAUUUGGGGCGAUGUAGCAACUUAUGAAUAAAUACAUUAAUUUCUGAAUGAAUAAUAAUUACUAAAACAUAGUUCAUUAAUAGUUUUGAUCUAAUAGCUAUCAUAGGUAAAAUAAUAUGACAUAAUACCAUUCAGACUUCGUAAUAUAUUUAAAACAUAUAUUAAAUGAGUUAAUUUCAUACAAAUA